Molecule: messenger RNA, 579 nt
Organism: Syzygium oleosum
Lineage: Eukaryota; Viridiplantae; Streptophyta; Magnoliopsida; Myrtales; Myrtaceae
Exons: 2
Coding region: 1-579 (192 amino acids)
Source: RefSeq, a predicted model, not a curated record
AUGGAUGUACAAGUGCCUAUAUUUGAAGGAAUGUGCGUGCGGAAAGAAUUUGAGAAAUAUUGGGUUGACAUUCGCGAUGAACGAAUUCCUGAUUUCCGUUUUACUUGUGGAGUAAUUGGGCAUGUUGAGAAAUCUUGCGAUUCUGCAGUAAAGAAGUCUGAAUUGAUGCUGAUAAACCCAAGUGGUGCAGAUAUAGUUGUGCCAAUGCCAAAAAAGAGUUCUUUAAAAGCCCCUGAUCAAGGGCCAGAAAUGCCAGUUGUGAAGGAGGAGAAAGCUUCUCCAGCUACGAAGAAAUCCAAUGAUGAGAUCGAUGACAUUUUUGCAUCAAAAAAGAGGAAGAAAAGUGAAAAAGCAGAUGCCGAGAAGCCAGCUGAAAAUGGCAGUGGGAAAACGAAGAAGAUGAAGAAAAAGAAAAAGGUUAAAGGGUUAACAGAGAGUGCAUUAGGCGACGCACCUUCUCGUCCUAGAAAGAAAACAGCGGAUGGGCUCACCAUCUACACAGAGGACGAGUUGGGUAUCAGCAAGGCAGAUGCUGGUGGCACGCCGCUCUGUCCAUUUGACUGUUCUUGCUGCUUUUGA